AGUCGCUGUCUAGCCUUGCUUGGUCGCACGAAUGAAGCUGACACUAACCGAAAAUGUUAAGCUUGUAGAUGUCAAAUGAUGAUUCACUUAGUUGCUUUCUUGCCGGAACACUUGCAUUAGCUACAGUUCAUCGAUUACCGAAAGAUCAUCUGCAAUUGGCAGAGAGUCUUGGGAGAAGUUAGGCGAUGUACACAAAUCCUACGGGUUUGGAACUUGAGAUAGCGUACUUCAACAUGUUACCCAGUCAAAACGAAGAUCUCUCUAUCAAACCUCUGGAUGCACAUUCACUUUUGGCACUAGAAGCAAUUGAAUCCUGGUUCUACCUCUACAGAAUGACUGGUGACAAAACUUAUCAAGAACUAGCUGGCAAACCCGGCUCCGCCCGGCCCUGUCAUUAUUAUAUUCGAAACAAGGCCCUAUCAAUUUUGAGCCGACGUCCGCGGGUGCGAAAUGGUUAUUCGCCAGUGAAGAGUGUCAAGAAAAUCCCUGUUACAUACAGAGAUCUGAUGGAAUUGUUUAAAUGGCUGAGGUUUCAACUAUCUCUAUCUUCUAUUUGCUGACAAUCAAAAGGAUUUCCAUUGGACAAAUGGGUAUUCAACACCGAAGCCUCCUCUACCAAAUGAUCAUUAGCAUAUGCCCCUGACUAUAGAGAUGAGUACGGAAGUAGCCCUGUCCCUGCUAAUCAGAUCUUGAGAGCUGCCAGCAGCGUUUAUAAUAUGUCAGAUUUUCGCCGCCGAAGAUGCCGUCUCAGUUUAGUUGAGCCAGUUCAAAGCUCAUAAUCGAUUGACCUCAUUGUAAGAGAGAUCAUGCUCAAGAGACUCAUUCUUCAUUAAUUAAUAUGAAAUCACUGACAUUAGCUCUAGUUACCCUUAGACCCCGCACAGAGUUCACGCGAUUUGAUCGCCGCGAUUCAGUUGCGACAAG
Messenger RNA from Cylicocyclus nassatus, 924 nucleotides. Lineage: Eukaryota; Metazoa; Nematoda; Chromadorea; Rhabditida; Strongylidae. The record is from the annotation of a GenBank genome assembly.